Molecule: messenger RNA, 1353 nt
Organism: Solenopsis invicta (red fire ant)
Lineage: Eukaryota; Metazoa; Arthropoda; Insecta; Hymenoptera; Formicidae
Product: anionic trypsin-2
Exons: 7
Coding region: 227-1171 (314 amino acids)
Biological process (GO): proteolysis
Molecular function (GO): serine-type endopeptidase activity
Source: RefSeq, a predicted model, not a curated record
AUGAUGGAAUUUCCACGAGUGCGUAGAGAUAUAAUGUCACUCAAUUUCAGUUCUGAAAUUCGAUCUCAAUUAACCCGAGAUAAUAACCGAUAACCGAUAACGAACAAAGCCAUGAUAAAGGCUUUACUUGGUCAUGGUCUGAUAACGAAUUUUUCUGUACACCGCGACCGAUAGUCGACGAAUAGUCCGUCCGUGACAGUGACUAAGUAACGAACCGUGGAGAACAAUGUCGGCUACGUUACAUUUACUGGUGCUUCUGACGAUUUCGUCUUUUGUCCGCGGAUGGUCAACCGAUCUCCCUAUUCCUUCUGGCUUGAAGUCGACGACUUUCGAUUUAACUGGUCGCAUAGUUAACGGUACAAAGGCUGUUUUAAAGCAAUUUCCUCAUCAGGUAUCCUUAUCGCGCAGCUACAAUGAAAAACAUUUUUGCGGCGGGAGUCUCAUUAGCUCUUCUCUAGUCCUUACCGCGGGUCACUGCAUGUAUCUCAAUGGACGCGCAAUACAACCAUGGACGAUUGCUGUCACUGGAGGCAUAGUUCACCUGGUUAACGAAACUCCGUCGCGACAGCAAAGACGCGUACUGGAAAUUAAGAUUCAUCCAGAGUUUAAUCUCAUGACAUUGCAAAAUGAUAUUGCCAUUUUAAAAUUGUCGGAACCCUUUGAGCUUACUCCGGAACUCCACAGUGUACCCUUGCCAGGGAACGCUCUCGUACCCAAUACUGUCUGUCAGGUAGCUGGUUGGGGUUACCAUUCGUCCAGAAUCCCAAUAGUGUUUCCCGACUUAAUGUACGUAGAUCUGCCGAUUCGUACUGUAGAAGAAUGUCGUAAAUUGCUCGUAAAUGAAACAGAUGUACCACCGGGAAUGUUUUGCGCCGGUUAUUUAGAGGGUGGAAGGGACGCUUGCCAAGGUGAUUCUGGCGGAGGGAUGGUCUGCGAUGGUAUUUUGACCGGUACCGUUUCGGGUGGCAGUGGGUGUGCUGAGCCAUUGUUGCCUGGGGUGUACGCGGAUGUUUUUCACUACUUAGAUUGGAUACUAAAUCAAACAGAUUCAGUGAUAAUAGUAAAAAAAGUUUUUACUGAUUUUACUAUAAAUUCCAGUAUGAUUAACAUGUCGACAAUUACGAUGGUGCUAAUUUCUUUCCUUUUUUGCGCUGUUAUCAAUUACAUCUAGACCUUGAAAGCAAGAUCUUUUGUUGAUACAUUGAUAUGUAUGUUUGAAGAUAUUAUUGAAGGAAAAACAGUUUUUACGGAAACGGUGCAAUAUAGAGUUUACGAGCGUGUUUGUAAUGUUGUGCGGUCAUAUACGACUUAAUGAGUGAAAUAUCUUGCGAAAUAAAUAAAGUUUAAAAUUUA